Otolemur garnettii (small-eared galago) is the source of this 2062-nucleotide messenger RNA. RefSeq names its product probable G-protein coupled receptor 34. Lineage: Eukaryota; Metazoa; Chordata; Mammalia; Primates; Galagidae. Gene Ontology annotation, molecular function: G protein-coupled purinergic nucleotide receptor activity. Gene Ontology annotation, cellular component: membrane. The transcript has 2 exons. The record is from RefSeq and is a predicted model, not a curated record. The coding region runs from base 1272 to 1808 and encodes 178 amino acids. Gene Ontology annotation, biological process: G protein-coupled receptor signaling pathway.
AAACCUCUUCUCAGAAGAGUCAAAGUAAAACAAUAAUUGACUGGGAUUGACAAAAAGUCUUAGAAUAGCCAUGGUUAAAGACACAAAAAGAAUUUGGCUAUUUCUCUGGUAUACAAUGAUUUAUAUAAUAAUUACAGUUGCUACUGAUAACAUAUACCAAGACAUAUCAGAAUUUUAGGAAUCUCAUGCAAUUUUGGAACACGUAUAUUAUUAGUAGCACAUUUACAUAAAUGUAACUCAGAGAGAAUUAAAUAACAUUUCAUAUUUGACAAUGUUUCUGAUGCAAUUUAAAUAUACAAAAUCCUACUAUGUCUCUCUUGGACUUUCAGGGGCCCUCAUCAAAAUGUCAGUUUGAUGUAAUUUGAAAUUUUGAUUUUGGAAAGCUUUCAAAUAUCAAAGGCUUAAGAGUCUUGCUUAAUACGAAAUCAUAGGUCACUAUAAAGUGAUGGUCAUUUAUUUCACCAAGAGUGAUAGUCAUCAAAAGAUUUCAAGGAAUAUGCAGGAAUUUAAAUGAAGGUAAAAACCUUAACCCUUCUAAAGUGCAGGGGGGUUUUAGUUAAUCAAAAACUUAAUAAAGAUAAAUCACAAAUUAUCUUGAUAAAGCAUAUAAAAUCUUUGUUCUGUUAGGCCAGUUUCCCAAAGGGCAAAGAAAACUGUAGUACAAUUGUUUCUUUUUCUGAGAAACCGAUUUAGACACCUUGAUACUUAAAGUUGAUUUUUUAAAAAGGGGGAGAGGGGCCUACUAUUAAUCAGACACAGCAAGGGUGUGUCAGGGUCCUGAUGGCACAGCAGAUUAGAGAGACAGGAAUGUGAAUAAGGUAAACUGUACCUUCCUAGGGGAACAAUUGACUCUCUGCAAACCAUGAGAAGUUUUUUGACCAUAGUAAGUACUUCAGACAUCAAGAAAAGCCAGUAUAAAUUAAGUUAUACUGUAAAAAACUAUUUUUCUAAUCCUUUAAUAUAAAACAUUUAGUGGCAGGCCUUAACAACGGAGUUAGCAACGGUGGGGCGGGAGCAGGAGCAAAGAAAGUGCUAAAGCUGAUGUGUUAAAAGUAUUUUACUCUGUUAGGGACUGGUUGGGAACAUAAAUGCCCUCUAUGUGUUUCCGGGUAUCCACCACAAAAGAAAUUCCGUUCAAAUUUACCUACUUAAUGUAGCCAUUGCAGAAGCCUAUUCAUAUUCUGCCUCCCUUCUGAAUAAGGUAUCACACUAACCAAAGCAAGUGGACGCUAGCUGUGAUUCUGUGCAAGGUUGUGGCAACACUGUUUUAUAUGAACAUGAACAUUAGCAUCAUUUUGCUUGGAUUCAUCAGUUUGGAUCGCUACAUAAAAAUGAAUAAGUCUAUACAACAACAGAAGGCAAUAACAACCACACAAAGUAUGUUUGCUGUGCAGUAUACAGUCGUGCUUGCUGGAUUUUUAACCAUGAUUAUUUUAACACUUAAGAAAGGAGGACAUAAUUCCAUAAUAUGUUCCCAUGAUCAAGAUAAGCAUAAAGCAAAAGGAGAAGCAAUUUUUAUCUUCAUUCUUGUGUUCAUGUUUUGGCUAAUUUUCCUACUAAUAAGGUUUUCAUAUAUUACGAUUGAUAAGAACCUAUUCAGGAUUUCUAAAUGGAUGUCAAAAUUUCCUAAUUCUGGUAAAUAUGCCACUACAGCCCACAAUUCCUUUAUCGUACUUAUCAUUUUCACUGUAUGUUUUGUUCCCUAUCAUGCCUUUCGAUUCAACUACAUUUCUUCACAACUAAAUAUAUCAUUUUGCUACUGGAAGGAAAUCGUUCACAGAACCAAUGAGAUCAUGCUGGUUCUCUGAUCUUUCCAUACCUGCUUAGAUCUAGCCAUGUAUUUCCUGAUGUCCAGUAACAUUGGCAAAAUAACGUGCCAACUUUUUUAGACAAGUUCAAGGUGAAGCAAGCAGGAGUAAAAGGACUUCAAAAUUUAAACCAGGAUACUCCUUGCAAGAUACAUCUGUGGCCCCCCAAAUGCAGUUUAUUUCUAAAAGUACUUCAGGUAAACAUACUAUAUGAAUGAUACAAUUAGCCUCUUAAUUUCUUAAAGAACUAAAUC